Molecule: messenger RNA, 891 nt
Organism: Verticillium dahliae VdLs.17
Lineage: Eukaryota; Fungi; Ascomycota; Sordariomycetes; Glomerellales; Plectosphaerellaceae
Product: retinol dehydrogenase
Exons: 6
Coding region: 1-891 (296 amino acids)
Source: RefSeq, a predicted model, not a curated record
AUGACUACACUUCGCAGAAGUACAUUUCUUCCGUACAAAGCUACUUUGACUGAGGAGAACCUCCCCGAUCAGUCUGGCAAGGUCUUCAUUGUCACCGGCGGCAACAGUGGCGUUGGGAAAGAAUUGGUCAAAAUCCUCUACCAGCACAAUGCUCGAGUCUGGAUAGCGACACGCUCCAAGGAGCGCACCGAUGAGGCCAUUGCCGAGAUUAAGAAGGCUCACCCCAAGUCUCAAGGCCAGCUCCUCUUCCUCAAGCUUGUGCUUGACGACCUUACGACGAUCAAGCAGUCAGCAUCUCAGUUUACCUCUCAAGAAACGCGUCUCGAUGUCAUCUGGAACAAUGCAGGCGUCAUGCUACCAGCGGAAGGCUCCAAGACCGCCCAGGGCUUUGAGUUGCAGCUCGGUGUCAACUCGCUGGCUCACUUCCUGUUCAUCAAGUUCUUGACGCCGCUACUUCAAGAGACUGCCAAAACUGCACCACCGCGAAGUCCGGCCAUUGACUUUGGCAACAUGGACUAUCGCAAGGAAGAGGACAACAUGACGAAAUAUAAUCGGUCGAAAGUUGGCAACUUGAUCCAUGCCGCUGAGUUUGACAGACGAUUUCCGGAGAGCAACAUUGUCAGUGUGUCCUUGAAUCCAGGACUCUUGAAGACCAACCUACAGCGGAACUUUGGUGCCGCUCAAAAGUUCCAGGUUAAACUCAUGGGAAAGCCUGCCAAGUAUGGAGCGUACACUGAAUUGUUUGCGGGCCUUGACUCUUCAAUCACGUCCAAGGACAAGUGGAUCACUCCAUUCGGGAGGCGAGAGGAGCCCCGAGCGGACAUCGUCGAACCUGAGCUGGGGAAAAGGUACUGGGACUGGAGCGAGGAUCAGGUCAGGUCCUUUCUCUAG